This is a messenger RNA of Fonsecaea nubica, 954 nucleotides long. RefSeq lists its product as hypothetical. The record is from RefSeq and is a predicted model, not a curated record. Gene Ontology annotation, cellular component: mitochondrial inner membrane. Gene Ontology annotation, biological process: mitochondrial phosphate ion transmembrane transport. The coding region runs from base 1 to 954 and encodes 317 amino acids. NCBI's taxonomy places the organism in Eukaryota, Fungi, Ascomycota, Eurotiomycetes, Chaetothyriales, Herpotrichiellaceae. The transcript has 4 exons. Gene Ontology annotation, molecular function: phosphate transmembrane transporter activity.
AUGGCGACACAAACGUCCCUCAAGCCACCCUCUGCCGAGGUGCUCAAGAAGUAUCCAUUUGGAAAGAUCGAACCGAAUUCAACCAAAUACUUUGCCGCAUGCAUGUUCGGUGGUGUCGUGGCAUGCGGACCUACACACACUCUUGUCACCCCUCUUGACUUGGUCAAGACCCGCCGUCAAGUCGAUCCGAAGAUCUACAAAUCAAACCUUCAAGGAUGGAGUUCUAUUUAUGCAAAAGAAGGAGUCCGUGGAGUGUUCUUUGGCUGGACUCCCACGUUCGUUGGCUACUCCUUCCAGGGUCUUGGGAAAUACGGCUUUUACGAAAUCUUUAAGCAUCUGUACGGCGACAACAUGUUCCCCAACAGCAACCGCACUCUGGUCUACCUGGGUGCCAGCGCCUCGGCAGAAUUCAUUGCCGACAUGCUCUUGUGUCCAUGGGAGGCCAUCAAAGUCCGCAUGCAAACGACACUGCCUCCCUAUGCGAACAACCUGAGGGAGGGCUGGACCAAAAUCGUCGACAAGGAGGGCAUUGCCGGCUUGUACAAGGGCCUUUACCCCCUUUGGGGCCGCCAAAUCCCGUACACGAUGUGCAAGUUUGCGACCUUUGAAGAGACUGUCAAGCUCAUCUAUCGACAACUCGGCAAGCCCAAGGAGAGCUACAACAGCCUACAACAGACAGGUGUGAGUUUCCUGGCUGGUUAUAUUGCCGGUAUUGCCUGUGCCAUUGUCAGCCAUCCUGCCGAUGUCAUGGUCAGCAAGCUGAACUCGGAUCGUCAACCUGGUGAAUCUGCGGGGAAAGCCAUGAGCCGUAUCUACGGCAACAUUGGGUUCAUGGGCCUCUGGAACGGUCUACCAGUCAGAAUCGUCAUGAUUGGAACGUUGACCGGGUUCCAAUGGCUGAUCUACGACUCCUUCAAAGUCUGGCUCGGUCUGCCCACCACUGGCGGUCACUAG